Rhea pennata is the source of this 1629-nucleotide messenger RNA. RefSeq lists its product as uncharacterized. Gene Ontology annotation, cellular component: cilium. Bases 1 to 1629 code for a protein of 542 amino acids. The record is from RefSeq and is a predicted model, not a curated record. Lineage: Eukaryota; Metazoa; Chordata; Aves; Rheiformes; Rheidae. The transcript has 11 exons.
AUGGGGCAGGCAAACUGCUGCGGCGGGAAGGGCGCUACCAGCCCCGCUCCCGGCACGCAGCGAGAGUCCGCGGUGCCUCGCGCCCGCCAUGGGCUCUUCAGCAGGAGAGCCUCUCGGUCCCCGCAGCCGCCAAACACUUUCGUGUCGCGCAGGAGCCCCGAACUGCUCCUCCGCGACCGAGUGUGGGUGACGCGGCGCCGGCGGACCACGCAGAGGCACCUGCUCCUCUUCCCAGACGCCGUUGCUGUUGCCAGCCUCAAGUUCCGCUCCACCUUCUGCCUGAGGCACCGCGUGUGCCUCAGCCAGCUCUGGGUGGUGAGCGGCGAGGACGAGGCAGCGAGCGAGCGGGAAGAGAGGGUGCUGGAUGAGGACGAGGAUGAGGAUGAGGAGGUAUUCAGCCUGUCAAGGCAGAAUACGCUCAUCCUCAUCUGGCCCAGCGACCUCUGUGCGGUCACUUUCUGGUCGCGGGAGGGCAAGGAGCGAUGGCUGCAGGCCAUGCUGAGCCGAGGAUCCCAGGGGCCCAGGGUCACCCGGCUGCCCUCCCUGCGCGUCCUCAUGGAGGCCAUCAGCUUCUCGCGUCCUGGGGUGACUGCUGAGACAGCGAGGAAGCUGAUUUUGGCGGACGCUGAGGCCAAGCAAUACUCCAUCCAGGCCCCCGCAGCCAGUGAAGAGGGACUUGGCCACUCAGCGGAGCUGCAUUCAGAAGACCAUUGUGACGAGGCAGUGGAAUGCCAGGUGGAGUGCCAGAAGAGUCACCACCUGCACACACCACCCUCGCCACUCACCACUGAGGCGCCAAUAGGCGGACAUGUGGCUGCGCAAGCAGGACAGAGAGAGCCUCAGGUAUCUGACUUUGACCUGCGAGUCGAGCCAUUGCUCCAAGCGCUGCUUCACGUGACUGUGGAGCAAGCUUCCCUGGAAAUCGUGGUGGAAGAAGAGCUGGCCUUCCGGUGGGCACAGCAGUGCACUUACCUAAGGCAGUAUAAUGCCGAGAUGGCCGAGCGCCUCGAAGAACAGCAAAGGCGCCACAGGGAGGAGGAGGAGCGUGGCCGGCACCAGUACAUGCAAGGGCAGCAGCAAGAGGAGGAGGCGACACAGAAAACUGCUGCUCCGGCCUUUGCUCAGUAUUACUUGGCAGAUCCCACCCCGUCGCUCUUGACCAGUCUUCCUGAGAGUGGGGACUUCUGUGAGCAGCCAGAGACAGAUAUUGAGAAGGAAUUCCUUCCCUGGUGGACGGCAGAAGCGGAAGAAGCACAGGAGACGAGGCUUCCGGGGAAGGCAGUGCUUGCCUCUAAGUUAAGCCAAGAAAAACAUGCGUGCCUGCUUUCUUGUGGGCCAGUUCCCGAUGAGCAUUUGGGGGCUUCGAUUAGUCAGGCUUCAGAGGCUGCAACUCAAAUACCCAAGGAGUAUUCUGAGAUCUAUCUAGUAGAGAAGCCAAAAAAUCGUGAUGAAUACCUGUCCACCUCGGUGGGCCUCGGUGAAGCCACUUUUGGAACUCACGGGAAAUCUUCUUUCCAGCAGAAUGAAAAUUCAACAGAAGGAGAAAAGGAAAAAAAUAAUUCGCCGUGUGCAGCCAGUGGCCUGGCUAGUCCACUGGGCUUGGCUGGCACCACUGCUGCAGGCGGCUGA